Molecule: messenger RNA, 582 nt
Organism: Theobroma umbraticum
Lineage: Eukaryota; Viridiplantae; Streptophyta; Magnoliopsida; Malvales; Malvaceae
Source: RefSeq, a predicted model, not a curated record
AUGGCAAUGCCUGCAGUUAAUAUCAUAAACAAGUACCCUUCUUCCAUAUUAGCUAGGCCAGAAGUUUUCAGGAGGCCAUGGGAUUCAUUGGUCCGGUCGGAUGAGAUCCUCACUCCCGGUGAAAAGUUCUAUGUGGUUCCCCGUCGAACUGUAAGAAAGCUUCGGAGAAGGAUCAAAAAACCUAAUGCAGAAGUUUCUGUCAGCUCUUUUGUGUCACAGUCUUCCAUUGAUGUCUCUAAGGGUGGUUUCACAAGCAAGUCCUUUCUCCAACGAAGUGAAGUUAGUGAUUCACGUAUGGUAAGUGGUUCCUUCAGUACCAGCAGAAAGAAAAAUGGGACAAAGAAGCAUGUACGUUUUGUAGGCAUUGAUACCAAGCAGACGGCUGCUUUGCCUGCCUCUAAAAAGAGCAAGGAUGAAGGCAUUGCCAAGAGUUCCAAGAAGAAAUCCAAUGAGGAGUACCAUGGAGGGAAACUGAAGGCAAAACAUGGUGUCCUAUGGCAGCCAAGUCUUACAGCAAUUAGUGAACGCCAUGGGCCUGGUGAACCAUAUGAUUAUUCUGCUUCUAACAAUAAUAUUUUAUGA